This is a messenger RNA of Bombyx mandarina (wild silkworm), 4821 nucleotides long. RefSeq names its product eukaryotic translation initiation factor 5B (gene eIF5B). NCBI's taxonomy places the organism in Eukaryota, Metazoa, Arthropoda, Insecta, Lepidoptera, Bombycidae. Gene Ontology annotation, cellular component: cytoplasm; mitochondrion. Gene Ontology annotation, biological process: translational initiation. Gene Ontology annotation, molecular function: GTP binding; GTPase activity; translation initiation factor activity. The record is from RefSeq and is a predicted model, not a curated record.
AUGACAUAUUAGUGGAACGGACACGAAGGCGAAUAGUCGGAAAUUACAUUUUUUCAAGAAUAAAUUGUAGUGCUGAGUGCGCUUAUUUCAAUUCACAUGAUAGAAAUCGCAAAAUACGCAAUAACCGAACAUUAUAACACUGGGAUUGUGACUUAAUAAAGAUAUUGAAUAUCAAUAUGGGUAAAGCAAAAAAGGGCAAGAAGAAUCAAACCACUGAAGAGGGCGACAGCGAUAUUGAAACGACAAAUAUCAGCAAUGCGAAGCCGGUUCAGAAAGUAAAAAAAAUUGUUGAUUCUGAUGAAAGUGAAGAAGAAAAACCUAAGGCAAAAACAAAAUCGAAAAAGUCAAUUGAUGAAGAUGUAAAGGAAGUCACAAAGAAUUUAAAAAAUGUAUCCGUAACAAACAAGUCUCAAAAGAAAAAAGCUGAUGUAACUAGUGAAGAUGAGUCAGAUAGUGAACUAGAAGUGAAACCUAAAAAGGGAAAGAAAAAAGAUGAAAAGAAAAGUGUCUUUUCUUUAUUAGAAAUAGAGGAUGACGUCUCCCCACCUGAAGCACCUAUGUCGUCUGAAGAUGAAAAACCGGUCCAGAAGAAAGCUGCACCAGAAAAGAAAGAAACCACCGGAAAAAAAGGCAAGAAAGCCAAAAGAAAGAAGGAUGAUAGUGAUGAUGAUAUUGAAAAAGUCCUUGCUGAAUUAGAAAUGGAAUAUGCUGGUGUUAAAAAGGAACCUACUCCUGCUCCAGAAUCUGCCCCAAAACCUCAAGAACCUGUUGAAGAAAAACUUAAAACAAAAAAGAAAGGUAAAAAGGAUGAACCCAAAGAAGAAAUUGUAGAGGUAAAGGAGGCUGAUGAUAAUAAAAACGAUAGUGAAAAUGAAAUUGAUGUUAAAGUUAAAACAGCUGCUCAAAAGAAAAAGGAAAAAAAAGAAAGAGAAAAGUUGAAGAAACAAGAAGCCAAAAAGAAAGAAAAAGAUCAUGAAGACCGAAAAGAAGUUGGUGAAGGAAAACAAAAGGCAACUGAAAAAAUAGAACCUAAGCCCAUUGAAGAACCUAAAGAAGAACUUAUACCUCCUUCAGAAGAUAAAGAGGAAGGUGAUACUCCUGCCGCUGAAGGAAAGAAAAAGAAAAAAGGUGAAAAAGAGAAAGAAGAUAAGGGCAAGAAGGGGCCAACAAAAAAAACUAUUGCUGCUAUGCAAGAAGCAUUGAAGAAAGUUAAAGAAGAAGAGGAACGUUUACAAAAAGAGGAAGAAGAAAGAUUAAAGCAGGAGGAAGAGCGUGAGCAGCAGAGGUUAGAAGCUAUUCGAUUAGAGAAAGAGAAGAAAGAAAGAAAAAAGCAAAAGGAGAAGGAGAGAAAAGAAAGACUUAAAGCUGAGGGUAAACUACUUACUCCUAAACAAAAGGCUGAGAAAGCUAGAGCUCAAGCUUUGUUAGAAUCAUUAAAAGCUCGUGGUGUUGAAAUCGGAUCAACUGAAAAGAAACCACCUAGACCUGGAACAAGGGUUAAACCUGGAAAACUUAAAAGUCAAAUGUCGCAAGAUGCCCCACUGACUCCCAUGGAAGAGAAAAAAGUUGAACUUGAGAUUGUUGAUGCUAAGCAGGAAGAACUCCAAAAAGUUGAUUCAGAAAAAAAAGAGUCAGAAGUAGAUUUAGUGAAAGAUUCUUGGGAUGCUGAAUCUUCUGAAGAUGAGACAGAGCCCGAAACAAAACAAGAAUCUGUGACUCCAGUCAAUGCAAAGAAGCCAGGCACGCCCGAACCUAAAUCGAAGGAUGAUGAUGAAGAGGAAAGUUCUAAAGAUGAAGAUGAAAGUUCAGACGAAGAGACCAGCUCCGAUGAAGAUGAUGAAGACACAAAGAGGACCGAUGCAGAAAAGAAAAGAGAAAUAGUAUUAAAGAGAUUAGAGAAACGUCGUCAAGAUAACGAAGCAAACAGAGUCAACAAUCCAUUACGUGCGGCCGUCGUAUGUGUCCUCGGUCACGUAGAUACAGGAAAAACCAAGAUUUUGGACAAACUUCGAAGGACUAACGUACAAGACGGCGAGGCUGGUGGCAUCACUCAACAGAUUGGUGCAACUAAUGUUCCCAUUGAGAAUAUCAAGGAACAAACAAAACACGUCAAAGGGGUAAGUGAAAUAGCUUUCAAGUUGCCUGGACUACUCAUCAUCGACACACCAGGCCACGAGUCCUUCAGUAAUUUAAGAAGCAGAGGAUCAUCACUCUGUGAUAUUGCUAUCCUUGUAGUUGACAUAAUGCACGGAUUGGAACAGCAAACUAUUGAGUCUAUCAAUUUACUGAAACAGAAGAAGACACCGUUCCUGGUGGCCCUGAAUAAGAUAGAUCGUUUGUACGAUUGGCAGAGUGCUCAACGUAAAGAUAUAAGGGAUAUAUUGAAACUGCAGCAGCCAAAUACUCAGCUGGAAUUUGAAAAACGCAGUAAAGAUGUAAUGUUGCAAUUCGCUGAACAGGGCUUAAACGCAGCUCUGUUCUACGAUAACCCGGAUCCGCGUACGUACGUGUCUCUGGUGCCGACAUCGGCUGUGACCGGCGAAGGUAUGGGCAACCUGUUGGCGAUGAUCAUCCAGGCUUGCGAGGGACCACUGCACAAGCGACUCAUCUUCUCGCAGCAGCUGCUCGCAACUGUACUCGAGGUGAAAGCGAUCCCCGGCUUGGGAACAACCAUAGACGCGAUCCUUAUUAACGGUACUCUGCACGAGGGCGACACGAUGGUACUAGCCGGCACCGACGGACCCAUCGUCACACAGAUCCGGUCCCUCCUCAUGCCGCAACCCAUGAAGGAGCUGCGAGUUAAGAACGCAUACAUCGAGCACAAAGAAGUCGUAGGAGCACAGGGUGUUAAGAUCGCAGCGAAGGAACUCGAAAAGGCUAUCGCUGGACUGAACUUGCUUGUCGCUCAGAAACCGGACGAAGUUGAUGUUCUGAAGGAGGAGGUGGCUAAAGAAUUGAAAUCAGCCCUGUCGUCUAUAAAACUAUCCGAACGAGGUGUCUACGUCCAAGCUUCGACUCUGGGUUCGCUUGAAGCUCUUCUGGAGUUCCUCAAAGCUAGCAAAAUUCCGUACUCAGCCAUUAGGAUAGGACCGGUAGUAAAGCGUGACGUCAUGAAGGCUUCCGCCAUGUUGGAACAUGACUCUCAAUACGCGACUAUACUGGCUUUUGACGUCAAGAUCGAACGCGACGCCCAAGAGCUAGCCGACCAGCUCGGCGUGAAGAUAUUCGCGGCCGACAUCAUUUAUCACUUGUUCGACAAGUUCACGGCGUACCGGGAGGAACUCAAGCAAAAGAAACGAGAGGAGUUCAAACAUAUCGCGGUGUUUCCUUGCAAACUCAAGAUCCUGCCGCAGUUCGUUUUCAAUUCCCGUGACCCCAUCGUUGCCGGCAUCAUGGUCGAGGCUGGCGUAGUCAAAGAGGGAACCCCUAUUUGCGUUCCCAGUAAAGAGUUCGUGGAGUUGGGCAUCGUUACGUCGAUAGAGGUGAACCACAAACAAGUGGAGACCGCUAGGAAGGGUCAGGAGGUCUGCAUCAAGAUCGAGCCCAUACCCGGGGAGUCGCCCAAGAUGUUCGGACGACACUUCGACGAGACCGAUAUGCUAGUCAGCAAGAUAUCGCGUGCCAGUAUCGACGCGUGCAAGGAUUACUUCCGGGACGACCUCAUCAAGACCGACUGGCAGUUGAUGGUUGAACUGAAAAAACUCUUCCAGAUCCUCUAAGAGGUCCCUUCGCGCCGUUGGAUCUCAUGUAACGCUCUCCGCGCCGCCACGCCACGUGGCCUCUCCACAAGAAACCUUGUCUAUUCCAUCUACCAGCAGACCUUAAUCCGUUGUAAUAUAGAAUCUCAAGUUUUAUAAACAUCAUAAUCCCUAAUUCAGUUACCGUUUUGUACAUUUUAAUAACGAGAGAAUGCUAUUGAGUGUCGGCACUCCCGUACCCCGCGAGAGAUAUCUUCACAACAAUUCCAUUUGUAUCUCUAAUAAUUUGUAAAUAUCAAAUACAAACAAGUUUUAUCGGUUUAUGAAAAGUCAUCUUUUAAAUUUAGUGAAGGUUUUUUUUAAAUGUUUAAUUCGUGUUUUGUUCGAUCGAUUUUGAUGGAAAACUCUUUUGAAUACGAAACAACAACGUCUCCCAGCAUCAUUAAUAUAAAUUAUUAUAUCGUUUGUAAAUACGACCCGAAUGAAUUUACAAUAAAUUUGACUAAUGUAAAUAUAUUAAAAGCUUCUCUGUCUCUGCGUGUUUGAAUAAAAAAAUGUCAUUGUGCAAUAAACGAUCUCGCCUGAAUUGCGUUGUGACGUAAUUUGAAAAGUUUAUUUAUUAGGGGUGUAUAUUGAAGAAUAUCAACUUGGAUAUAUCGUCAAUCAGUUGACGACUAGUGAUGUGUUCGGAUGAGGUUAGCUUCGUUCGGUGUUUUCUUCUUCGGCGUGUGGAGGUCGUGUAUUGUACAGGAACGGUGUAAUUUAGUUGAGAUCUGUGUGCUUAGUGCGAGUUUUUUAACGCUCUCGAUAGCGUAAAAGUUAAGUCAAAUUUGUAUGGAGUUGGAACGUUUGCCAAUGUUUGCCGCUAGGGGCACUGUUCCAGAUCCAUACAAAAUUGACUUAACUUUUACGCUAUCGAGAACGUUAAAAAACUCGCACUAAAAAUAUCUUUCUCGGGAUUCAACGUCCGGUCAGCCUGACGUGAGCGCGUGCGGCGUCAAUAGCAAUGGGAGGUUGUAAUUUUGUAUCGUAGAUAUUUCCUUUUUCGAAAAGCUUUGUAUUAUAUAGAUGGAAUCAGACAUAUUCUUAUAAUGAAGAAGUUUUAUUAAAUUAUAAAAUUCAA